AUGCUGGAAUCCCCUGUUCCCUCGAUACCCCAGCGGCCCAAAACGAGGCCCAAGAAGUCGGAAGACGCCGUUAGUGCCGAAUCGGGCAAUUCGUCCGCGUCAAUUCCCACGAUUCCCCAGAGACCCAGAAAGACAGAUACCCUGAGCUCCUUGGAGAGUGUAAACAGUGAGGAGAAGAAGGAGGCGGCUGUUCCUGUGAUUCCCAGCAGACCAAGGAAAGAAAAAAGUGAAUCUUCUGAAACGGAGAGUGUUGAACCGAAAUUGCCCUCGAUUCCAAGACGUCCAAGGAAGGAGAAGUCUGAGGAGCCGAAAGUCGGUGAAGAUGCUGGAGCCAAAGAGAUUGAGGAGCUUGAGCCUGUCAAGGAUGAAGCGGCUGAAGAGCCUUUGGAUUUGUCUAAAUCUGGUUCUGGUGACGUUGGAUCGUCUGCAUUCGGUUCUGACACCGUGGAGCUGGAACCCAAGCAAAUCGACAGCAAGGUUGAUGAUUCGAAGGUUGUUGACGCGCCUACGCUUCCCCUGAACGACAAAGCCGAUGUGGAUGAGGAAAUCAGCAAGCCGGAGUCCCCUGAAACCGAUAAGAUUGUGCCUUCUGAGCCACAGGAAGACGAGGAUCUAGAGCCCGAGGAGGCUGCUACCACGGAGCCUGUUUCUUCUGGAAACGUGGCCCAAAGCGACUCGUCUAGUGACUUGGCGGAGGCUGUAGGAAGCAAAAUCAAGGAGCAACGUGAACUCGCCAGUGAGCUGGUGGAGUCCAACGUGGAGAGCCUGCAAGUUGAGAGUUCUGAGGGUGCAUUGGUUGACGAGAUCGACAGCGGCUCCCUUCGGAACGAACAUGUGAACGAGGUUUCGGAUGCUGCGUUUGCCAAGGAUAACCUUACUUUGAGGGCCUUGGAUGAGAAGAAGGCAGAGGAGGCGAAGGAGACGAAGGAGACGAAGUCCGAGGAGGAGCCAGCCUCCGAGGGAAUCUCAGGUGUGGAUGACGAGAAACCUGAAAUUGAGGAGGUAAGCCAGAUUGCUGAACCUUCUGAGGCCAAGGAGCUUGAUCUUCCUUCCAAGGACUCAGAGGAGCCAGCUGAUCUUGACGCUCCCAAGGAGGCCGUUUCUGCUAAGCCAAAGCAGGACGCAGCUCCUCUGAAGGAGGACAUCCUUUUCCCCGAGGGCGAUGCAAAGGAUGAUGUUCCAGAGGAUGCCCCAGAGGAUGCUCCAGAGGAUAAUGCUUCAAAGGAUGAUGUUCCAAAGGAAGACGCUCCAAAGGAAGAGACCCCCGAGGAAAAGGCAAUUGCGAAGGAUGGCGAGGACGAGAGCCCUGUUCCAAAAAUGCCCAUCAUCCCUCUGCGCCCCAGCAAGCCAAAGAGACUCGACUCUAGUGUUUCCGAACUGGACUCCAAGAGCUCGCCUGCUAUUCCCUCCAGACCAGCCAAACCUGCAACCAAGGAGAAACCAAAGGCCCCUCCUCCAAAGCCUAAGAAGCUUUCGUCAAAGAUCGCCGCUUUCCAGCAGAUGUUCAACCAGGAACCCACUGAGGCUGCCAAAGAGGAGAAAAGCUCGCCUGAGAAGCGUGGCAAGCUCUCCUCCGAGAAAACCAACUUUGCCGCAAACUUGCAAAAUAUGAUGGGUGCUGGAAUUGCCUUGCCUGGCAUGGCCAAUCCCGAGUUGUUGAAGAAGCUUGCUCCUGCUGAACUGGAGUCUGAGCCCUCCGAGAAGAAGUCGGAUGAAGCUCCACAACCCACAUCCAGAAGAGCCAAGGGCCCUAGAGGCAAGAGGCUUCCAAAGUCUAUCCAGGAAACCAAGAUCACGAUAGAGCCCCGGUUCAAGUUUUCCAGUGGGCUUUUGUGGGAGUUGGACUUCUCCAAGCCCAGUGCUGAGGAAUCAACAGAGGGUGUGACCGAGCCAAAGGAGGAUAUCAAGGAGGAGCUUCUUGCUGCUUCUCAAGAGCCAUUGACUGGUGCGCCAUUGGACUCAGAGGACUCAUUGAAGAAGGAUGUGGAGGAGCCUGAAACUACAAAAGAAACAAAAGAGUUCUCUAUUCCUAUAGGCGAGAGUUCAGCAGAGCAGCCAGAAAGUGUCGAGGAUCUUCCCAGCUUGCAAGAGACGCAGCCUGCCAUUGACGACAAGGAGGAGCUUCUGAAGAUUGAGCAUGCCACCCAGGCGCCUCUUGAUGCGCUUGAAGAAGGCAAAACCACGACCAAAGAUGCUCUGAGCGAAGCCGAGCCCGGUUACGAGAUCAUCAGCAGAGAAAAGGACCAGGUGGAGACGCCUCGGGCCAACACCUCAGAGGAGUUUGACGACGACAGCGGUUUUGAAGAAGCUCGUGAGGUCUUCUCGAGCCCCAAGCCGCUCGGAGACUUCACCAAGGACCCCGAGCAGUUUUUGCAGUCGGAGGAGGACCCCACGGUCGAGGUGGAGCAGCAGCUCAAGGAAUUGUCUGACUAUGUGCGCAAGCACGAUGACGAGCCUGUGCUUGUGAGCAAGGCCGAGGAGGAAGAGGCCGUGGCCGACGAGGCCGAUGCCGAGAAGGCUGUGGCCGACAAGGCCGAGUAA
Molecule: messenger RNA, 2541 nt
Organism: Candidozyma pseudohaemuli
Lineage: Eukaryota; Fungi; Ascomycota; Pichiomycetes; Serinales; Metschnikowiaceae
Exons: 1
Coding region: 1-2541 (846 amino acids)
Source: RefSeq, a predicted model, not a curated record